UUUUGUGAUAUGACUUCAAAGGGUGGUGUUGGUGUGACAGUGAUUGGACAUGACAGUGAAUCAAGAACAUUUGUGGACGGAUAUAAUAAUGCAGGUUCUUACAAGAGAAAGAUUAAAUAUGAAAUUUCCAUGGAGCAGAUUGUUGCCAUUACGACGCAGUCCAAGUAUUGUGAGCAGUUUAUAAAAUAUGAAUGUUAUCAUAGCGUUUUUAGGUUCAGUUCCACAGGUGAAUAUCAAGGUUGGUGGGUAUCACGUCAAGGUUCAAAGAUGAAUUACUGGGGUGGAGCGCCAGUCGACAGUGGAAAAUGUGCCUGUGGAAUGACCAACAGCUGUGCAGGUGGAGGAAACUGUGAUUGUGACAAGAAUGACGAAAUAUGGCGUGAAGACAGUGGAUACCUGACAGACAAGAACACACUGCCUGUUACUGAACUGAGAUUUGGAGAUACUGGUAGAUAUCGGAGUACAGAUGAGCGUGGUUAUCAUACACUGGGAAAAUUACGUUGUUGGGAUUAA
Molecule: messenger RNA, 513 nt
Organism: Dendronephthya gigantea
Lineage: Eukaryota; Metazoa; Cnidaria; Anthozoa; Malacalcyonacea; Nephtheidae
Product: neurexin-4-like
Exons: 1
Coding region: 10-513 (167 amino acids)
Source: RefSeq, a predicted model, not a curated record